AUGCCCUUUUACCAGGCGAGUGUAUUCCAGUCGAGCCAGCUCGAGCAUGGCACCCGAUUCCAUUUUAGGGACCCCCACAACAGCCAGCCUGGUUGGAUCUGGGGUAAUGUGGCUCUCCCUAAUACUAUGAGCAUUGCAACAGAUGACAGGGAGAUUGCAAUUCAUAUAGUCGAGACCAUCCAGGCUGGCUUGGUUACGUGGACCACUGAUGCAUUGCACGGCCGGGGGCAUAUGUGCGUCUCAUUUCCGAUCAAGAUCGAGACACCUGAGCAAGAUGCCGAGAUGUUGAGGAUUCAGAUUCAGAUUGUUGCACUCUGGUAUGUGAAAUUCAUCAACCUGGAGAGUAUUUCCAUUGACAAGCACAUGGUUUUCCUGUCUCGCGAGGAGCCCUCGGAACGUGAGGAUCAGCUGUUGAUUGAGCCUGCACAUUGGGGUAAGCCCGUGUACGCAGUUGUGAAUCCAUGGUCUGCGACUACUGAGCUGCAGGAUUAG
Messenger RNA from Penicillium robsamsonii, 492 nucleotides. RefSeq lists its product as uncharacterized. The transcript has a single exon. The coding region runs from base 1 to 492 and encodes 163 amino acids. Lineage: Eukaryota; Fungi; Ascomycota; Eurotiomycetes; Eurotiales; Aspergillaceae. The record is from RefSeq and is a predicted model, not a curated record.